GGUGGGAGAGAACUGGAGGCAGGAACUGCGGGUUAUCUACCAGUGCUUCGUGUGGUGUGGAACCCCAGAGACCAGGAAAAGCAAGGCAAAGUCGUGCAUCUGCCAUGUGUGUGGCACCCAUCUGAACAGACUCCACUCUUGCCUUUCCUGUGUCUUCUUUGGCUGCUUCACGGAGAAACACAUUCACGAGCACGCAGAGACGAAACAACACAACUUAGCAGUAGACCUGUAUUACGGAGGUAUAUACUGCUUUAUGUGUAAGGACUAUGUAUAUGACAAAGACAUUGAGCAAAUUGCCAAAGAAGAGCAAGGAGAAGCUUUGAAAUUACAAGCCUCCACCUCAACAGAGGUUUCUCACCAGCAGUGUUCAGUGCCAGGCCUUGGUGAGAAAUUCCCAACCUGGGAAACAACCAAACCAGAAUUAGAACUGCUGGGGCACAACCCGAGGAGAAGAAGAAUCACCUCCAGCUUUACGAUCGGUUUAAGAGGACUCAUCAAUCUUGGCAACACGUGCUUUAUGAACUGCAUUGUCCAGGCCCUCACCCACACGCCGAUACUGAGAGAUUUCUUUCUCUCUGACAGGCACCGAUGUGAGAUGCCGAGUCCCGAGUUGUGUCUGGUCUGUGAGAUGUCGUCGCUGUUUCGGGAGUUGUAUUCUGGAAACCCGUCUCCUCAUGUGCCCUAUAAGUUACUGCACCUGGUGUGGAUACAUGCCCGCCAUUUAGCAGGGUACAGGCAACAGGAUGCCCACGAGUUCCUCAUUGCAGCGUUAGAUGUCCUGCACAGGCACUGCAAAGGUGAUGAUGUCGGGAAGGCGGCCAACAAUCCCAACCACUGUAACUGCAUCAUAGACCAAAUCUUCACAGGUGGCCUGCAGUCUGAUGUCACCUGUCAAGCCUGCCAUGGCGUCUCCACCACGAUAGACCCAUGCUGGGACAUUAGUUUGGACUUGCCUGGCUCUUGCACCUCCUUCUGGCCCAUGAGCCCAGGGAGGGAGAGCAGUGUGAACGGGGAAAGCCACAUACCAGGAAUCACCACCCUCACGGACUGCUUGCGGAGGUUUACGAGGCCAGAGCACUUAGGAAGCAGUGCCAAAAUCAAAUGUGGUAGUUGCCAAAGCUACCAGGAAUCUACCAAACAGCUCACAAUGAAUAAAUUACCUGUCGUUGCCUGUUUUCAUUUCAAACGGUUUGAACAUUCAGCGAAACAGAGGCGCAAGAUCACUACAUACAUUUCCUUUCCUCUGGAGCUGGAUAUGACGCCGUUUAUGGCCUCAAGUAAAGAGAGCAGAAUGAAUGGACAAUUGCAGCUGCCAACCAAUAGUGGAAACAACGAAAAUAAGUAUUCCUUGUUUGCUGUGGUUAAUCACCAAGGAACCUUGGAGAGUGGCCACUAUACCAGCUUCAUCCGGCACCACAAGGACCAGUGGUUCAAGUGUGAUGAUGCCGUCAUCACUAAGGCCAGUAUUAAGGACGUACUGGACAGUGAAGGGUAUUUACUGUUCUAUCACAAACAGGUGCUAGAACAUGAGUCAGAAAAAGUGAAAGAAAUGAACACACAAGCCUACUGAAGUGACACACAGACCUACCUGCAAUGGAAGAUGACGACACCAAUACUACAACUGGCAUCGAGAUCUAAAGGACCUACUUGACCAUGGCCCAUGGGCCUGACAGAGUAAGAAUUGAACAGUACCCAGUGUCCAAAAGGUCCUGAUUGGAAGAGAAAUAGAAGGGGAGGGAGAAGAGGCUCUAGUCUAAGCAGUUGAUGAAAGGGAAAUUAAAUGGUAGAAAUACUCUGGGUGAGGAAGGCAGGAGCAGGAAAAUGCUGACACUGGUACAUAUCCUAUAUUCCUCCAAAAGAUUGUGUGGGAAAGUGUGGGGGGGAGGGGGGUGGUGGGGGGGGGGGGUGUGCCCUUGUAACCGUAAAACAUCUUUCUCCAUGGGUGUUUCAGCUUCAAUUGACCAAUCACAUAACAGUUAUAUGUUUGGGGGGAAAAAGAAAAGUUUCUAAAAAAUGUAGCCCAUUACAUAUAUGGGUAUGAAAGCAGAAAAGUGGAGGAGGCAGGGAUAUCAUUGACAAACACCUUUGCCAGUUUCUUUGUAUUCGUGAUUUUUUGUGCUAUUAAAUGCAGUAUUAAAACAAGAAAAGCCCACCUGGGCUAGUGAAAGGAGAGGAAAUAAGGGGGCUUGUAUAAGGGGAGCCGUCGCUCCAAAAGUAGAGAAGACAAGAAAUGCUGUAAGAUAAGCAACCAACGCAGACAGGCCUCAGCUAAGAGUAUAGUGUGUG
Molecule: messenger RNA, 2286 nt
Organism: Pan troglodytes (chimpanzee)
Lineage: Eukaryota; Metazoa; Chordata; Mammalia; Primates; Hominidae
Gene: USP27X
Product: ubiquitin specific peptidase 27 X-linked
Exons: 1
Coding region: 254-1570 (438 amino acids)
Biological process (GO): protein deubiquitination
Molecular function (GO): cysteine-type deubiquitinase activity
Source: RefSeq, a predicted model, not a curated record